AUGUCGCAAGGAGGCCACUCGGUCCGGCAAGGAGCUCCCAGCGGUGUGCAGUCUAACUGCUCGGAAGUUCCCAAAACCGACCGCGGAGGCAGUGCGGAACGUUUUUGUCGGCUGCGACGAGCGUCUACAGCUCGUCGACCCUGGUCUAUGCCAGAUUCCAUUGAAGUAGGGGUCCCCCGGAUGUCCAUUGCAUUCCAUGCCGGCGGGUUGUAG
Messenger RNA from Auxenochlorella protothecoides, 213 nucleotides. RefSeq lists its product as hypothetical. The coding region runs from base 1 to 213 and encodes 70 amino acids. The transcript has a single exon. Lineage: Eukaryota; Viridiplantae; Chlorophyta; Trebouxiophyceae; Chlorellales; Chlorellaceae. The record is from RefSeq and is a predicted model, not a curated record.